This is a messenger RNA of Acanthoscelides obtectus, 465 nucleotides long. NCBI's taxonomy places the organism in Eukaryota, Metazoa, Arthropoda, Insecta, Coleoptera, Chrysomelidae. The record is from the annotation of a GenBank genome assembly.
AUGCUUAGUACACAUUGUGUUAUUCAUCGGGAAGCCUUGGCUUCCAAAACAUUGCCACAGAAAUUACGCCAGACUUUUGACUCGGCUAUAAGGAUUGUAAACUACAUCAAGAGCAGCGCUUUGAACAGUCGGUUAUUUACUUUACUUUGCGAGGAUCUCGAUUCUGAUCACAAAGUUCUUCUGUUCCAUACAGAAGUACUCUGGCUGUCCAAAGGCAACAUAUUGGCUCGCCUUUAUGACUUGAAAGAAGAGGUAAUUCUUUUCCUUGAGUUCAAAGAAAAACACGAUUUCUUGACAAUGUUUAAAGAUUACACAUUUCAGUGGGAGUUGGCUUAUUUAACUGUCAUAUUUGACUGCUUGAAUGAGCUAAAGUCAGACUUCAUCCUCAGAGGGGGUCACUACCCUCCUGCCCCUCCUCCCACUGGGGGCGUCCAUGUGUACGUCCUGCGCCAAUUCAAACGUUAG